UCUAAUUUAUUCGCUCUGCGCUGUGCGAAGAAUAACCUCGAGCAAAAUAGAUACCCACAAUCGAGUAUAUCCAGUUACUUCUUAGCUCGUGGUUUAUUGGUUAUACGUGAGUCGUGAAGUCGAAGUAUGAACUGUUAAAAGAGCGCCGAUACCGCUCGUGAUGUCAUUCUUGGUGCCGCCUGAGGUACGCGAGAAUUCCUUGAUAGAGAUACGUAUCAACGGGAUAUCUGGUAAAGUCACAGAUUCCAUGGUUCUGAUGUUUGUAUCGGUGCGUCGCUGAUCAUCGCCUAAAUAACAGGCAAUAAAUAUAUUAUAAAUAUAUUCUCAACAUGUUUUUUCAUAUUAAGAGCACUACGACUACGAAACGUGGACAAAAUUUAACGCAGAGAAUAUAGUUACAUGUCUUUGGUUUAGCCUGUAAAAUUUGUGAUUCAUAAAAUGUAUAUUUUAAUUGUUAGGUACUCGAAAUCUUGAGAGUGCUCAUGCGGACAAUUUGCACGUGAAUUGAUAUGGCAAUAGCAUAGUGUGGUCUAGGAAAACAUUUGUAACUGCAACAAGUAUUAAUUGCGAUUUUAACAAGCACCAUGGAGUGGUUAUUCGGCAAACGUAUCACUCCUGAAGAAAUGCUCAGGAAGAAUCAAAGGGCAUUGAACAAAGCGAUGCGGGAUUUGGACAGAGAAAAAAUGAGAAUGGAACAACAAGAGAAGAAAAUUAUAGCGGAUAUAAAGAAACUUGCAAAAGAUGGACAAAUGGACGCUGUGAAAAUUAUGGCUAAAGAUUUGGUCAGGACAAGGCGUUAUGUGAAGAAGUUUAUGUUGAUGAAAGCAAAUAUUCAAGCAGUGUCACUAAAAAUACAAACCCUACGUUCCCAAAACACGAUGGCACAAGCCAUGAAAGGAGUGACCAAAGCGAUGCAAAAUAUGAAUAAACAACUAAAUUUACCUCAAAUACAGAAAAUAUUACAAGAAUUUGAAAAGCAAUCAGAGAUAAUGGAUAUGAAGGAAGAAAUUAUGAACGAUGCAAUAGAUGAUGCAAUGGAAGAUGAGGGAGAUGAAGAAGAAAGUGACGCUGUAGUUGCACAGGUGUUGGAUGAGCUGGGUCUACAGUUGACGGGUCAACUUUCUGGACUACCGCAAGCAUCUGGAUCGCUAAGUGUAGCCGGUUCUAAGCAACCGGUCGCCGCUGCAGCGGGUAACGAAGAAGGAGCAGGCAAUCUUGCGGACGCUGAUGCGGAUCUACAAGCUAGAUUGGAAAAUCUGCGACGCGAAUAAAUCAAGAUUUUAAAUAUUAUUAAUUAGAUAAUGUAUAAAAAGUGUAAAAAGAAUUGGCUUUAUAGUGAUGAGAACAGUUUCAAAGCGGUGCGUUCCUGCUUUUAAAUAUAUAUACAAUUAAAUGUAUAUGAAUUUUUAAAAAGAAUUGUUUGCAUACAAUUUUCUUGAAUGAUUAGUCUUCGUAUUUUUUACGCACGUUGAAUUUUAUAACUGCUUCUAUACAGAACAUUCUCUGUAAAUGCCUAAGUUCAUAAUAUU
This is a messenger RNA of Trachymyrmex septentrionalis, 1529 nucleotides long. RefSeq names its product charged multivesicular body protein 2a (gene Vps2). The transcript is spliced from 5 exons. The coding region runs from base 585 to 1271 and encodes 228 amino acids. The record is from RefSeq and is a predicted model, not a curated record. NCBI's taxonomy places the organism in Eukaryota, Metazoa, Arthropoda, Insecta, Hymenoptera, Formicidae. Gene Ontology annotation, biological process: protein transport; endosome transport via multivesicular body sorting pathway; late endosome to vacuole transport. Gene Ontology annotation, cellular component: ESCRT III complex; multivesicular body.